Messenger RNA from Lotus japonicus, 1343 nucleotides. RefSeq lists its product as uncharacterized. The record is from RefSeq and is a predicted model, not a curated record. Lineage: Eukaryota; Viridiplantae; Streptophyta; Magnoliopsida; Fabales; Fabaceae. The coding region runs from base 1 to 1128 and encodes 375 amino acids. The transcript has 9 exons.
AUGAAAAGAAGAAGUGAUUAUGAUCUCCAAGCUAAGACUAGUGCUGAAAUGCUUCAGCUGUACAAAGUGAAAUUGGAAGGUGCUAACAAUUUGAAGAAAAUGAAGGGGUCUAGUCAAAUACAACAGCAAAAGAAAAACCAGAGCCAGCAAAGCGAAGAUCAAAGGAAGAACCAUGUGAGUUUUAGAAAAUCAGUUCAAGUAGAAGAAUCUUCCUCUAUACAACAAAAAAUACAGCAGCAGAGGCAGCAACCGGUGAACUCUACGAAAUCUAACCAAGAGGAUCAUUCUGAUGAACAAGGCUCCAAAAAAAAACAUACGAUGCAACCAUUGAGCACUAGAAUAGAACUACAAGCAACUAGAUCUACUCAAAUUCCAGAGGCACACUUUAGAGAGUUGAUAGAUUAUUGGAGGCUUGAAGCAAUUAAAGAAAUCAGUGCCAAAAAUACUAGAAAUAUAGCACAGCAGAAAUGGAGACACCGAGUGGGGCCUAUAAGCUUUGCUUGUAUAAGGGAGAGAUUGCGUGCAAGCAAAGAGGAUGGAGAGAGCUCUACUCAAGCUGAUAUUUUCAUUGAAACUCGUAAAAGCAAGAAAGGAAAAAAGGUGGAUGAAGAAACAAAUAAUGUGAUUACAAAACUUCAUGACUUGGUUGAAAAUUAUGGUCAAUCUUCUUCUGAAGCUUUUAAGCAAGUGUUUGGCGACGAAAGACCGGGGAGAGUGCGAUGCUACGGGAGAACUAUGACACCAAGUGUCUUCAAAAGGAAUAAUGAAAUAGCUGAAAUUGAGAAAAAACAUGCGAAGGAAGUCCAACGUUUAACUGAUAAGGUGCAUGACAUGGAGGCAAAGCAUGAGGACAUGGAGCGAAAAUUUCAAAUUCUUCUACGGACCAUGCUGAACCAUACUGACAACGCAGUUGAUUUGGAUGCUUUAGCUGCCUUGUUACUCCCCAGUGAUGACAAUGGCCCUCUACAUUCAUCUACAUCUGUGCAUGCUCCAAAUAAUCAAGAGGAACUUUUGAGGAAUUUCCUGAGGAGCAACGCUUUGCUUGUGAGGAAGAGUUUGAAGUUCACCCUGGAGAAUCUACAGGAGCAUUUGCAAGUGAAACUAAAGCAGCAAGAGCUCAUGAUUUAAUUUCCAUUAAGAUGCGCGGAGAUUCCGCAAAAACAAAUUUUCUGGCGAAUUCCUAUAUGGAGGACAUCUCAAAAAUGAAAACAAUGAGCGUAGACGAUUGUAUUCUUUCUCUUAGAAGUUAUGAUCAAACUGGAGACUUUCACAAUUGAUUGGAGUGUGGACUAUUUCAGGGACAAGAAGAAGGCUAAGUCCGCGAGUUAUACUGGCAUAAAAAG